GACGUCAAAUUGUAGUCUGGAGGAAGAAGCGAUCGAGAAGAUCUGUUUCCACAGGUCUCUGCUGCUAGAAGUCGAAAAAAGCUUACCUGUUUUGAAUUACUUUUAAAUUUGUCUCCAAAGCUUCCCGCCUGGACAAAGAACAAUGGAUUCGGGUGGAAAGCAACUGACACUUCCGCUGAUGGUAGCAGUAGGAGCAGCUGUGAUUGGAUCAUUACAGUUUGGAUACAACGCAGGUGUGAUCAACGCUCCUCAAAAGAUAAUUGAAAAGUUCUAUAAUGACACAUGGUUUCAACGCAACAGUGAAGACAUCAGUACUAGUACUCUCACGGCGCUCUGGUCACUGUCUGUUGCUAUCUUUCCUAUUGGAGGUAUCAUUGGCUCCUUCUCAGUGGGACUCUUCGUGAACCGAUUUGGAAGGCGGAACUCGAUGCUAAUGGUGAACAUUCUCGCUUUCAUUUCUGCUGCUCUCAUGGGCUUUUCAAAGAUGGCACAAUCCUAUGAGAUGCUGAUGAUUGGCCGUUUCCUAGUAGGGAUAUACUCGGGCUUAUCCACUGGAUUUGUGCCCAUGUAUGUUGGCGAGAUUUCACCUACAUCACUCAGAGGUGCGCUGGGCACACUCCAUCAGCUGGGAAUUGUUAUUGGGAUCCUGCUAGCUCAGAUCUUUGGAAUUGAAUCCAUCAUGGGAAAUUCUACUUGGUGGCCCUUCCUCUUGAGUUUCACUUUCAUCCCAGCUCUUCUACAAUGUAUUAUACUCCCUCUCUGUCCAGAGAGUCCUCGCUUCCUGCUUAUCAACCGAAAUGAAGAAAACAAGGCCAAGAGUGUCCUUAAAAAGUUGCGUGGCACAACAGAUGUAAGCAGUGACAUGCAAGAGAUGAAGGAAGAGAGCCGGCAGAUGAUGAGAGAAAAGAAAGUGACCAUCAUCGAGCUGUUCCGAUCACCUUUGUACAGGCAGCCUAUAGUGGUCUCCAUCAUUCUACAGCUCUCCCAGCAGCUUUCCGGCAUCAAUGCAGUCUUCUACUACUCUACCAGCAUCUUUGAAAAGGCUGGUGUGGCCCAGCCAGUCUAUGCCACCAUUGGUACGGGAGUAGUCAACACCGCCUUCACGGUGGUCUCGCUCUUUGUCGUGGAGCGGGCUGGCCGGAGAACACUGCACCUUAUUGGCCUCAUGGGCAUGGCCGUGUCUGCUGUUCUUAUGACGAUUGCUUUGGCAUUGCUGGAGAAGCUCACCUGGAUGUCUUAUGUAAGCAUAGUGUCCAUCUUUGGAUUUGUGGCAUUCUUUGAAAUUGGACCAGGACCGAUUCCAUGGUUUAUCGUAGCAGAGUUAUUCAGUCAGGGGCCUCGUCCUGCUGCUAUUGCUGUGUCAGGCUUCUGUAACUGGACAGCCAACUUCAUUGUGGCCAUGUGCUUUCAGUAUGUUGAGCAAGCAUUAGGCCCCUACGUGUUCAUCAUCUUCACUGUCCUCUUGAUAUUGUUCUUUGUCUUCACCUACUUCAAAGUCCCAGAGACCAAGGGUCGGACAUUUGACGAGAUCUCUGCCGGGUUCCGUCAAGGCGCCGGUUCCAACCCCGCUGAAAAGCACUCACCGGAAGAGCUCAACAGCCUGGGGGCCGACUCCCAGCUGUAAUCGGCUGCCACCUACUGUAGACUGCAAAACAGACACAGAAGAGCAAAACGAAAAAGUGAGCAGAUGUUUCACGUCUGUUUUGGAAGUACUGACUGACUGGCAGCAUCAAUUUUGCGACAUUUCUCCGUUUGUCCUGGAUGCCCUCUGAAGUAUGACGGAAUGGGCAAUCUUUUCCUGCGUUUUACUUUCCACGUUCCGCCCCUCCCCUCCUCUUCUUUUUAGGAACUCCUGUUGUCACAAGUCUUUUUUUGUUUGUUUUUUUUCCCUCCCAUGUACUCUUAUGGCAGACUGGGUGGGACCAAGUUUGUGGCAGACUUUAUACGGAGAUGUGACCAUCAGAGGAUGUCUGGGGGGCACUGCUGAGUGUAGUGUGUAUUUGGUAAGUUUGUAUGUGUGUAUGCCUUUUUACAUUUGACUUGUUUUGAGUGUUUCUGCAUCCGGAGCGGAAGACUACUCUUCACUUUCACAGCUAGACUGACAGUUUUUAUGUGUUUUAAUUUUUUUUUUUUGUUAAAGAAAGCAAGUGACAUUUUUAAUGCUGUAGUUCUUAUUCAGGGUGGCGGUGGUAGAGGGUGGUUAAAAGUCUAGCUUUUGAUUUGUCAUCACCCUCUGUUCCUUCCAUUGCAGUUUUAUUACUGAUAAUUUAGGGGCUGCCUUCUUAAAUAAGUGGUGGGCAUUUUAGCCAACUUAUUGCAUGCCCCUCCACCCCUGAUUCCCUCUACCCCGCCUAAAUUACCAAUGUACAAUACUGUACUGUAAAUACUAUGCAGGGGAGCCUUCCCACUAAAGUCUAGAAGAGGUUCUUUUAAAACAGAGGGUAAGAAUAAAGAAAAUAUUAAGCCACGUAAAUGAUGAGUUCUGGCAGUCAUCCGCAAUGUCCGAAUGGACUGUUUGGUGGUUAGAAGAAAAACCUAAAGGCACCGUUUAACACCCCUCACUUGACCUACAAAUCAGACCUCCCACAAUUUCUAGCCUGGCUUUCCAUUUCUAAACCUCGGACACUUGGUAAUACAGCUGCUAAUCUGUGCUUAGUACAAAGGAAUAUACGUAGGCCCGUUUCACCGGGCAGCAUCACCGAAGUGACAGGAGCGAGAGGUGAGCAUUAACUUUAAACUCUGUGCCCCAAUGUUGUCAUUCCUGACAUAGACAGGCAGGCCUGUGUAAUGGUCAAUGGGCAGAACGGUUCGUCCCAGUUGUGUACUGUCAUAUUUGUUCCUUUCUUGAUUAGAUUUGGAGGGUCAUUUGUAAAAUGCAGGCAUUGCUUCUCAUAAUGCCGCUUGGUGCCCCUACACAGCCCUGAACAGAAUUAAACAUCGCGGCCCACUGAGAUUUUUUUUCUUUGGGGUGACUCUAAAAUUCAGAAGAUCUGUGUCCAUCACUCUGGUUCUUCCCUAAGUUGUGACUUCGUUUAAAUCGUCUUGCAACACUUUCAGUGGCCAUCCACAAACUUGUUUUGAGAGCACUGAAUUCUGAGCAUUUGCUAGGACAGUAAACAUGGAGGAUUACCCUGAAUACUCACACCACUUAGACAGCACAAGGGAUAUUCCAGGGUUGUGGGGAUGGAAAGCCAACUGUCACAGCUUGUACCCUUGGAGUGGCUGUCCUCAUCAUGUCUACCUGGUGGUAGACUAAAAGAAAAGUGGUGUUCCUAGAAGGGUAUGGGAAUAGGAAGCUGGCACUUUUUACCUUCUAAUUUCCCCUCUGUUAUUUUCCUGAGUGAUGUGGGACCAAAUAAAAACUCAAUCUGAUCUCGGCUGAUUAGACUCUUCCUGCAGGGGGCUCCCUUAUUUGCCUUGUAGCCAAUAUGCAAUACCGAAGUAUUUCUCUGCACUUUGCUGGCUUUUUUUUUUUUUUUUUUUUUUAUCAAGUAUUUUAUUUUUUUAUAAAAACAAAGAUCUACUGCCACGUUGGCACCUCGACAGGCCGUGGAGGACAGCAUUUGGCUGUAUCUGGUGUCCGCCCCAACACAUGAGACCUUGAAUUUGAUUUGGUGGAGUCUGUCGAGUGCCCCUCCACUAGACCCACCUAGUCACUGCCUGCUGAGGGUCAGUGUGUCCUGUUACUCUUAUGUAUCGAUUGCAAUAUUUAUCUGUGUUUUUCAAGUGACUCUUGUGUGAUGGAUCCUGAGUGAAUACAAAGAAAUACUGUAAAUGUUAGGAGACUCGCGUCUACGAGUAGCACAAGUGUCUGGUCUCAAAGCCCUGGAGUGUGUGUGCGUGUGUCGGUACAGACAGACACCCACCGGGCCUGCAGAUCUCAGCACAGCUGCUUCCAUCUCUGCCAAGAUUGGCCUUAUCGUAGCGCAUGCGUCCCCGUGCACUGCAGCUUGAACAAGGCAGGCACCAGCACAAUAGAGAGCUAUUUAUUAGACGUUUUAAAUUAUUAGUGUCUUUAUAAAUUUAGAAUCUUUAUAAAUUAUACAUUUGAAAAGACCACAAAAAACAGCUUCUGUGUGUUUGUUUGUUUGUUGGUAGGGGGGGUGGUGGCGUGGGUAGGUCUGUGCCAUGAUACACUGCUGUUUUCAAGAAAUGUAUUUUUGUAACAUUUGACUCUCUGCUGUAUAAAACAAUAAAUCACAAACACACAGGA
This is a messenger RNA of Erpetoichthys calabaricus (reedfish), 4213 nucleotides long. Its product is annotated as solute carrier family 2, facilitated glucose transporter member 1-like. Gene Ontology annotation, cellular component: apical plasma membrane; basolateral plasma membrane. Gene Ontology annotation, biological process: response to insulin; monosaccharide transmembrane transport. The record is from RefSeq and is a predicted model, not a curated record. Lineage: Eukaryota; Metazoa; Chordata; Cladistia; Polypteriformes; Polypteridae. The transcript is spliced from 12 exons. Gene Ontology annotation, molecular function: hexose transmembrane transporter activity. Bases 143 to 1624 code for a protein of 493 amino acids.